Messenger RNA from Brassica oleracea var. oleracea, 1654 nucleotides. RefSeq lists its product as uncharacterized. NCBI's taxonomy places the organism in Eukaryota, Viridiplantae, Streptophyta, Magnoliopsida, Brassicales, Brassicaceae. The coding region runs from base 249 to 1484 and encodes 411 amino acids. The record is from RefSeq and is a predicted model, not a curated record. The transcript has 3 exons.
UGUUGCCUCGCAGCAGCAAAAAUCUAGGUGGUGUCAGCCUCUGCUUUAUUCUUCUUCGAGAUUCAGCACAAUCUACCAGAACACAAACAAAACCCUAAAUUGCGGCUGUAUCUUAGUCUUGCUUACAGCCCUAAUUUCUCACUGAAAUGCUUUCCACUGCUUCCAACUAUAAGUGAGAUUUGAACCGAUCAUUUUGGAUCUGCUGAUUUCCUUUCUCCCGAAGUUCCUUAGCAGAGAUCGAGAGGUUGAUGGUCAUGGCCAGGUCGAACCAUCAUAACAGACUUCCUCUUCGAGAACGGAAGAAGCGGUGGGUUGGAUGCUUCAAAGCGUUGUCUUGUUUCGGUUCAAAGAAAGGAGAGAGACGAAUCGUGCCAGCUGCUGCUGCUUCACGAAUCCCUGAAGGGAACGUUGCAACUGCUCAAUCAAAUCAACCUCAAACAACAACGGGAUUUAGUAAUCACACUACAGCAAUGCUUGCUCCACCUUCAUCUCCAGCUUCUUUCUCACAUUCUCCUGCUCCUUCCAUAGCUCAGUCCCCAAACUGCCUGCUUUCCUUAGCUGCCAACUCUCCUGGAGGUGCUUCCUCCGCCAUGUUCGCGACAGGGCCUUAUGCUCACGAGACACAGUUGGUUUCACCACCUGUUUUCUCAACUUUUACCACGGAGCCAUCUACUGCACCUUUGACACCUCCUCCUGAGUUAGCCCAUCUCACCACUCCUUCUUCCCCUGAUGUACCCUACGCCCGGUUCUUGACCGGGAAAGCCGAUUGUAUUUCUGGCAGUCUCAGAUCUCCAAUCUCAGGAGAUGGUCUUCGAUCCUCAUCUUUUCCCGAACGUGAGUUCUCACCGCAUUGGGAUUCUUUGGCUUCUCCAAGAACAGUCAAAUGUUCGAGGAGCGACUCUAGUUAUGCACAAACACCUGAGACGAACACUACCCCAAAGGCGUCUCAAGGUUCAAAUUUCUUCUGCCCUGCAACGUUUGCUCGUUACUAUCUUGACCAUGAUGCUCCGUUUUCUCAUGCUGGUGGAAGACUGAGCGUUUCGAAAGAUACGGAUGUUUACCAAACUAACAGAAAUGGUCAACGCAUUUCCAAGCAAGAUAUGGAAGAACUUGAAGCAUACAGAGCUUCCUUUGGUUUCAGUUCAGAUGAUGUCAUCUCUACAAGCCAAUAUGUGGAGAUAACCCAUGUUCAGGAUGACUCAUUGAGACCUCGUAGUACCUUGGAUGCGUCAAAAGAUGAAGGGAUUAAUUUGUAUGGCGCAGGGGAAGCUAGCUUGAACCUGCAAAAAAGUGGCAACUUACAAGACCCGCUCGAUAUGCACAAUGAUCAUAUGCGGAGAUCAAGCACGCCGGGUAAUGGAGGUCAAGCGAAGACAAGUAGAAAGUACAAGACGGGUCUGUGCAGUUCGGAUGCAGAAAUCGAUUACAGAAGAAGUGGACGAAGCUUGGGGGAAGGCAAAGGAGAAUUUGCUUGGCAUGACUAAGAAACCCUUCUUGCUGAUCUGUAGAGUUUAGUUUUGCUUUCGUUCUUUUGGGUUAUGUUCUGUGUUGUUUUUAAUUGAUUUUUUUUGUAUAUUAAAUAGAGAAAUUCCCUAUAUGAUAUUUUGUCACAAGAAUAACUUGAAAGAGGAAAAUGACCAAAAAAUGUUUUAUU